Messenger RNA from Oreochromis niloticus (Nile tilapia), 2847 nucleotides. Its product is annotated as plexin-C1. Gene Ontology annotation, molecular function: semaphorin receptor activity; protein binding. The transcript is spliced from 17 exons. The record is from RefSeq and is a predicted model, not a curated record. Gene Ontology annotation, biological process: semaphorin-plexin signaling pathway; regulation of cell migration; positive regulation of axonogenesis. Bases 96 to 2750 code for a protein of 884 amino acids. Lineage: Eukaryota; Metazoa; Chordata; Actinopteri; Cichliformes; Cichlidae. Gene Ontology annotation, cellular component: semaphorin receptor complex; plasma membrane.
GAGGAACAAUAGAAGGAGAACUGGGUCUGUGCUGGAAGGAGGAUGGAGGCUUCACCUUUGAUGGAGACAUCCGCCAAUUUGCCGUAACCUCCAACAUGCUUUACAUUGCCACAGAGGAGAGGCUGUACCAGCUGAGCCACAACCUGACUCUGAUCAACAGUCUGACCCAGAGAGGAAUCUUAAAGACCGGAAACAAGCAGGAUGAUGUGCAGUUUUAUCGGGUUUCUGACACAGCUGAGUGGAACGAUACUUUCAGCAUCAACGUGUUGUUGCCUUUCACAAAGAAUGACUCUCUGAUCAGCUGCGGUGGGACUGGCGAUGACUGCGGUCACUGCGAGGUUCUGGACCUGAAGAACAUCUCCAAGCUUCUGUACAGAGAACAGAUCCAGGUGGGGCCUCUGAAGAGCAGCAGCAGGUCAGUCAGCUUUCUGGUGGAUGUGAAGAAGAAAACAGAAAAUGACACGUAUAUUCUCACUGCGAUACAGAAGAAAGGGACGUUUGAAAAGAGGUGCCCUUCUGAUUCCGAAACUAUCAACCUUCAUAAUACAGAUAACAAACAGGGUGGAGGUAUAUUUUCUCUAACUGAUGGAGCUUCAGGCACACCUAGGAUUAAAAAUAAAGGUGAUGUGGAGUUUGUUGACGGGUUUCAGAUUAAAUCAACCAUCUAUCUGUUCUCCAACGUGCUCUCAGCUCAAACAAACAGAGUCCGUCUCAUUUGGGUCGAAGGCGAAAAAAGCAAAACUGACACACUCAAGUCUCUGCGGGGCGCAACUCUCAGUGUCUCUGACAGUGAAAGCAGCAGACUCGUGGCCUCCUCGGUCAUCCCGGGAGAGCAGCCGGUGCUUUGGAGCGGCGUGUUCAGUGUGGAUGGAGGAGACACCAACACCGAGCUGAUGGUGUUUGACAUCAGCCCUGAUUACAGCAGGAACACCGACAGAGAUCCAGACUUCUACACCUCUGUGCCAUCAGAAGUGACGCCAAAGAUCCUCAAACCAAAGGCAGUGAUUUUCAGGCAGAGCUACAUGACCUCAGUGCUGGCAGUGAGGCAGAGAGGCUGGAUGGUUUUCUAUAUUGGGACAGGAGACGGACACCUCAUUAAGCUGUCUGUGGACAGGAAGUAUCACGCUGCCUGUCCCACGGUGCUCUACAGGACCAGUGAUGACCGCAAAGAGUUUCUCAAAUUACAUCUGGAUCCAGUGGAUCAUAAACAUGUGUAUGUGCCAUUUAGAAACCAGAUGAAGCGAGUUCCUGUGUCAAACUGCAGCAUGUACACAAAUGUGCAGGAGUGUUGGUCUGCACAGGAUCCAUACUGUGGUUGGUGUGGCUCUAAAAGCAGCUGCACAUUUGAGGAUGACUGCACAGAUUCGGACUGGCUGUCCAUUCCUGAUGAGUCCCAACACAAAAUGAUUUCCCACAAAAUUGAAAAGGACACAAACGGACAGAUUUUAUUAAAAAUCCACACACACCUGACUGUGGGCCAGGAAGGGCCGUCUAACUUUGCCUGUCACUUCGCUGCAAGGUCCGGCUCGAUUUGUGCUUCGAAUAACCCUCCUCCACAGUUCCCACAAUGCACCUGCAUCCUGUCCGAUCGUACACUUCCUGCUGAUGGUCUGCAUGUCACAGUAAAAUUCAGACUUGGGACAUCACGACUGUCAGAACAACUGAGGUUAAACAACUGCUCUAACAUGAGUGGACCACCAAGUUUCAUGUUGUGUCGGCAGUGUGUCAAAGCUGGUUGUGGAUGGAGCAAAAACAGCUGUUCCUGGGCUAACCAAGGAGAGACUGAUGACAGAGUUUGCCACGAGUUGGAGUCUGGGAAGAGCUUCUCUAUCCCAGAGAUCUCCUCCAUCACUCCCAGUGUGGUGUCUUUCUAUGGGACAAACCAUGCAGUAUUAUUAGGUCGUAACCUUGGUGAUGUGACAGGAGUGAGGAUCCAGACGCACGCUGACUGUACUCCAAAAGAGUCUCCUGUUUGGGGCAACACUGAUAUCAGUCUGACGUUCCACAUUCCCAGCACACAUCUGAAAGGUGUGGCCAACGUAUGCGUUCUCCUCCCAGAUGGUAGUUGCCAUGGUGAUGCUAACAUCACUUACCGCUCUUCGCCAUCCUGUGGCAACAUCACUCCAAGCAGCAGCUGGAUGAGUGGGAAGAGGAAGCUCACACUCAUGGGGUCUCACCUGGACCUUGUUGAAGGGGUCGUACACAGCCACGACGAGCAGGACAUCAAGCUUCCCAUCAACAGCAGCUAUCAGAGUCUCAGCUAUGACGCACCUGCAGCUGAAAACACUUCGAUGAUUUCUAGCAGCACUGUGUUACUAAAAGCAGCCAAUGAAACUUUAGCCUGCUCUUUAAACAUCACCUACUAUCCAGAGCCUGAGUUUACCAGCUUCACAGCCAUAAGGACAGGAAACAAUGUCCGCAUCACCUUAAAGAAAAAGUCAGACAAACUGGAGAUGUCAAAAGACGAGUUAUCAGUGUGGGGCGUUCAAGACAAACAGGAAUACGGUUGUAUCCUGGAGGCCAAAGAAACCAGUAAAGACACUGACUCCUUCAGCUGUGAGAUUAAAGGGCUACCCAACACACGAUUCCAAAAGUUAAAGAUAAAGUAUGGUGACAAGACAAUAAGCCUCAGUGAUUCUUCAUCACACCGUGCCUCUCCAAUACUGCUUUCCCUGCUGAUAAUUGGACAUAUUGCCAGUGGCUAUCUGUCUAUGGCGGAAGAGACGCCCAGGGAGAUGAAUGGAUUUUGACCAAUGAUGCCCCUCUCUGUGUUCAAGUGUUUUCUUGUUAUGUCUAUUUGAUUAUUAAAUCACUUUGAUAAAUAAAUCUUCCUUGUUUAAAAAUGUG